UUCGCGGACACAAACGUGAAACUUCAUAGAGUCUACGCAGCACUUAUCCUUUUUCGUUGAUGGUUGGUAGAGAUAUUGAAUUGUGUGAUUUUCUGUUUGUCAACUUGAGCCUGAAUACCUGGUCCUUUUCUGGAGGCAGGAGCAAUAUAACUGCUACAAGCGAAGCAGCAACGUCUAUGGGUCAACGAACUUGAUGGUCGAUUUACCGGAAAUAGCACAAGAGGGUUCAUUGUAGACAUUGUACUGUACUGUAGUUGUGCACACUGAGCGCUGGCUGCGCGGCGCAUUGGUCAACAAUUUCAAUAAUCGUUUACGCACAUACAGUGUCGCCUUUAGGCUAGCAGCUGCAUCUCCACGGCUCUAGAACGACCUGGUGCACUGCAGUGAUCGCUUGUCCGCGGCGAUGAGCACUGCGAGAAGCGAGUACCAGCGGCUAUGCGCCGAGCAGAAUGUCAAGCCGCUCAAAGCUGUUCUCCAACAACUUCCUCCAGCUGAGAGAGGAGAAGAACACAUGCAGCAACUCAAGGUUGACCUCUCAGGUAUCAAUCUAUCAUUCAAGGCAUGUAGUAUACUAGGGAAGCUGCUACAGCACGAUCACUCCAUUCUCUCACUGCAACUCGCUGAUUGCUAUAUCACGGAGGAAGGAUGCCAAGCACUGUGUAGCAAUCUCAGCAAUAACACCACACUAUUGGCACUCAAUCUGAAAGGUAACAACUUGCGACGGAAAGCAGCAUCCAGUCUGUCUACAAUGCUGAAGCGAAACAAGUCCAUCAAGUGUUUGUCUCUGGAGUGGAAUUCUCUGGGCACAGACGAAGAUGCAUUCACCCUGUUGAUGGAGGGCCUAGCAAUCAACAGCAGCGUACUGGAGCUGGACCUGCGUAACAACCACAUCACACACAUGGGUGCACGACAGCUUGCUGCCUCGCUCAUGCAGAACAAAACGGUGCAGGAAAUCGAUCUAAGCUGGAAUAACUGUGGACUGGUGGGCGGCCGGGCACUCUUGGAUUGCUUAGAACACAACAGGACUAUGGUGUCCUUGGAGCUGACUGGAAACUCGGUUGCCGAAGACGUCAUGUCUGCUGUCAGUCUUGCUCUGCAACGCAAUGUGGACCGACACCAGCUGGAGAGCACGUACUCGAGCCGGACCCAGCAGCUGACCGAGGCUUUGGACCAUGAAGUGGGAACCAAGAAAAAGGAGAUUUCAGAGAUGAUUGACAAACUGGAAUGGCAGAAGGCCGCCUUUGACGCAGCCCUCGAAACAUCACAGCAGCGUAUCGGUGAUUUGCAGCGGGAGCUGAUGCUGAGCAGAGAGGAGAUAUCCCAGUUGAAUGCUCGGUAUCUUUCCACAUCUACCUCCCUUCAAGUAUCUGAAGACAAGAAUCAUCAGUCACUAGCAAUGAUCGAGCAACUCCGCAGGGAAACUGCUGAAAUGCAUCAGGCUCACCAAGCGGACAUCAAGUCUGAGAAAGAGAGGUUUACAGUGCUGCGCGCUGAGGCAGCGGCAGCAGCUCAAAAAGCAACAAAUGUGGCGGAUGCUCUAUCCGCAAAGGUAAAGGAGUUGGAAUUGUCCAGCAGGCAGCUGGUUGGAAAUAUUGAAAGUCUUGAACAAGACAACAAGCAGCUUCGUCUGCACGUGCAGAAAGUGGAGACAUCAUUCCAGAGCCAGCGUCUGACUGAUGAGAAACGUCAUGCAGCGGUGCUGCAGGAUCAGCAAGCACAGGCGCAGGAAGAGCUGAACCGCGCACGUCAUCAGGCCAACGGACGCGAGCACGCACUUCAGGAGCAACUGCGACAGUCAGAGAUCAAGAUCACACAACUAGAGCAGGAGCUGUCACGCCAGAAGUCAUCAAACCUGUCAUCACGUGAGGUACUGCUGGCCGAUCACAAGGCUCAAUUGGAGCAAGUCAAGAAUGAACAUAAAAUGAACAUCCAUCAUCUGGAGGAAAGGGUGCAGCAACUUCAAAUGGAGCUAGAUGCCAAGCAGAGUAGCAUCAUACAAACCUCAUCUACAGCCAACCAGUUGCAGUCCAAGCUAACAGCUCUCACACAGGAAUCACUGGCAGAACAACAGAGUGCACAGCAGCAUGCCAAGAAAUUGGAGAAGUUGGCGGAUGAACAAAGCCAACAAGCGGAAAGUGUGCGGCGUGCAAAGCGAGAUGCCCAGCGGAGACUUGAAGAGGCACUGGAGCGCUGUCAGCAACUCGAACAAGAUGUUCUCAAGCAGCGGGCGAAAACAUCUGAUCUCGAGACGCAGCACAUGGCCAAACUGUCUUCCAAGGACCGUGAGGUGAGCACCCUGUCCGAGCGGGUGGACGGCCUGCAGCGACAGCUGCAGCACCAGCGUGAUGCUGAACUGAAGCGCGCUGGCCAGCUGGAGUCUGCUCUCUCGGCAUUUGUGUCCAGCACUAAGUCUGCCAAUGCUUGAGUUUGCCUUUGCGAGCUGCUCCACCUGUAACUUAUGACUGUCACCCCCAGUUCAUACACUUCCAUCCAAAAUCAUACUGCAGAAUAUUCUUUGUAUCAAUUACGGCUGAGUAAAUUUACGAAUGGGCACCCUUGAGUAGAAAUGGCUGUGCCCUCUGUCAUUUGAUUAGCUGAGCAGCGUAUUGUCUUAUUCUCCUAUUUUUCAUCAAAGAGAGGCCUGAACUGGAACUGGUAUACAUUUCACGUUACAGUUUGUGGAUGUGUCACAUGUACCAGAGAAAGGCGUGUGUUGUCUCCCUCUCUGAUCAGUGAAACGACGCAGCUGGGAAAGAAGAUUGAUCAUGA
Molecule: messenger RNA, 2769 nt
Organism: Sycon ciliatum
Lineage: Eukaryota; Metazoa; Porifera; Calcarea; Leucosolenida; Sycettidae
Product: leucine-rich repeat-containing protein 45-like
Exons: 18
Coding region: 404-2425 (673 amino acids)
Cellular component (GO): centrosome
Molecular function (GO): protein binding
Source: RefSeq, a predicted model, not a curated record